Limanda limanda (common dab) is the source of this 6387-nucleotide messenger RNA. It is a transcript of the gene wnk2, whose product is annotated as WNK lysine deficient protein kinase 2. Gene Ontology annotation, cellular component: cytoplasm; cytosol. Gene Ontology annotation, biological process: negative regulation of sodium ion transport; intracellular signal transduction; positive regulation of potassium ion import across plasma membrane. The record is from RefSeq and is a predicted model, not a curated record. Gene Ontology annotation, molecular function: chloride channel inhibitor activity; potassium channel inhibitor activity; ATP binding. The coding region runs from base 1 to 6387 and encodes 2128 amino acids. NCBI's taxonomy places the organism in Eukaryota, Metazoa, Chordata, Actinopteri, Pleuronectiformes, Pleuronectidae. The transcript is spliced from 29 exons.
AUGGAUCCGCCGGAUGACUCAGGCAGAGAUCCGCCCCUGGGCUCCACAUUCUCCUCAGCACCAAAUCUAGACUCGGACAUAAACGCAAAUGCCUGCCGGCCUGUGUAUGAGAACGGGACGGACCACAAUGUCAACAUCCAGAGCGCAGCCCAGCGGGGGGCCAGCGACCCCAGCGCGUACCCCUGCACGGACUACCGGGGGCUCAUCCGCCAGAGGUUCAUCCGCAGGAGUCUGUGGGUGUCGGACACCGAGGAGCAGCAGCCGGUGGUGGACACGCCGGAGUGUGUCAACAGCAGCCCGGUGCUCAGCAUCGACCUGCGGACCAUCGUGGAUCGGAGUCGGACCCGGGUCCUCCAGGGGACCCACCUGGGGCUCGGGGAGACGUCCAGCACGGAGAGCCAGGCGGGGCUGAAGGAGAGCACCACGGAGAGCGUGAGCGCGGAGGAGGGGAAGGGGGAGGGCAGCGAACCCGAGCCCAAGGCCGAGGUGGUCGCGGUCGUGCCCUGCGACGUCACAGGUCAAGCGGGAAGUGAUGAGAACGAAGAGGAGCCCGGGAUGAAGGCCUUGUCCACCUCACCUGGGGGCCGCUUCCUCAAGUUUGACAUUGAGCUGGGCAGAGGGUCCUUCAAGACCGUCUACAAGGGUCUGGACACCGACACCUGGGUGGAGGUGGCCUGGUGUGAACUCCAGGAAAGGAAACUGUCUAAAGUUGAACGACAGCGGUUCAAGGAGGAGGCUGAGAUGUUAAAGGCUCUGCAGCAUCCCAACAUUGUGCGGUUUUAUGACUUCUGGGAAUCACCGGUGAAAGGGAAGAAGUGUAUCGUUCUGGUGACAGAGCUGAUGACCUCAGGGACACUAAAAACGUAUCUGAAGCGCUUCAAGGUGAUGAAACCUAAAGUUCUUAGGAGCUGGUGCAGACAGAUUCUCAAAGGCCUUCACUUCCUCCACACAAGGACUCCUCCAAUCAUCCAUCGAGACCUCAAGUGCGACAACAUCUUCAUCACUGGCCCCACAGGCUCUGUCAAAAUAGGAGACCUCGGCCUGGCAACACUAAAGAGGGCCUCCUUUGCUAAGAGUGUCAUUGGCACUCCUGAGUUCAUGGCCCCGGAGAUGUAUGAGGAGCACUAUGACGAGGCUGUGGAUGUCUAUGCCUUUGGGAUGUGCAUGCUGGAGAUGGCCACCUCCGAAUACCCGUACUCUGAGUGUCAGAAUGCUGCACAGAUCUACCGCAAAGUCACCAGUGGGGUGAAACCUGCUAGCUAUGGUAAAGUCAGCGACCCUGAAAUUAAGGAAAUUAUCGGGGAGUGUAUCCGUACCAGAUGGGAAGAAAGGUACUCCAUCAAGGACCUCCUGAAUCAUGCCUUCUUUGCAGAGGAUACCGGUGUGAGGGUGGAGCUCAAUGAGGAAGACGAUGGGACGAAAUCAUCUAUUGGUCUGAAGCUGUGGGUGGAGGAUCCUAAAAAGCUGAAGGGAAAGUACAAGGACACUGGUGCUAUUGAGUUCACCUUUGACUUGGUGAACGAGGUCCCAGAGGUCGUGGCCCAAGAAAUGGUUGAAUCAGGUUUUUUUCUGGACUGCGACCUCAAGAUAGUGGGGAAGUCAAUCCGAGACCGUGUGGCUCUCAUCAACUGGAAGAGGACGCGCACUGUCUCGACAGGAAAUGCUGGGACGCAGCAGAACCUUCUGCAGGUGCCCAGCACUGGUGUACCCCAGGGAGCCACAUCAGCCACAGCAGAUACUGAAGACCAAGAGGGGGAGCAGCAGUCACUCAUCUGCACUGUGCCAACCACCACAUCUACUACAUCUGACAGUGGAGGGAGCUCUAUCAUGCAGUUAGACGACCUAAACAAUCAACAAAACAGGCCCUACCAGUCUCCUCCAGAGCUCGUCUCCACGGCUCACAUGAUGUACAGUCCUCCUGCACAGGCUGACCCUCACCUGCACCAGGGGCCCUACCAGCAACCCACAGCACAGGCCUCACUUGACCACUACACACAAGCAUCCACACAGUUACUUCAGGGAGGCUACCCUCAACUGCAUCCCGGGGGUUAUCAGCAACCUGCAGCACAGACCUAUCAGUCUCAAACAACAGUUUCUGCUCCAGCUACGCCAGUCCCCACUCUGCUCCAGACGAGACAGACAACCCAGAGCUUCCCGGCUGCAGCCCCCAUUCUACAGACGCAAGCUGGACAAGAGCAGUGUCAUCUUCAACCAGCUGCCGCCCUGCCGCAGUUUCCCUCACCAUAUCCUGUUGUUCAAACAGGGGGCCACAAGCCCCCUCCCUUCUCCCCAGCUCCUCUGCCAUCUACCUACAGCAGCAGUGGCCUGUCUAUGUUGAGCUCCUACUACUCACCUUCACCCCACUAUCCCUCCCUCCCUCUGACCCCUCAUGCUGCCAUCCCCACUAUUCCCACUCUAGGCACUCCUCAGACCCCUCUGUCCACACCCCAACACAUGCCUGUAGGGGCACUCCCAAUCCCACUCCUCACCCUGGUCAUGUCGCCUGCAGCGCCCCAGCAGCAGGGCGGCUUCCAUACCACCCAUCCCUUACCUCUCUCCCAGGUACGCACCACCCCAUACCUCGCCCCCCACCCUGAGCAGGAACUGGCUGAGCAGCCUGUCCAGGGCAUGCGUUUGGGGAUUGAGGGAUCGGUCCGAGGUUUGGUCUUGGCCCCAAUCCCUUUCACCCUGCCAGUCACAGGUAAAUCUGCAGCCGCAGCUUCUGCUCCAGCUUCAGCUCCUGUCGCAGUUUCAGGCUCUGCUCCAGUUCUGCAGCCUGCUGGCAUCCAGACGGCAGUGUCACUGCCUGAGUGUGCCAGCCUAGCCACGACACAGCAAAACCUCGAAACAACAUUUGCAUCCCGCAUCCCUCAACAAGAGUCCAGUGCUGAGGAUGUGCUUCAGGACAAACCAGUAUCUCUACCCAGCUAUGCGUAUGACAGUUUCAACUCUGAUGUGGCAUCUGGUAAGGAGACGAGCGAUGGCUAUGACAGCUUGGCCAGUGUGGGGAAGGGCGAUGGGAAACCCAGGAAACACCACCGCAAGUCUGCCCGAACACGUUCUCGCCAAGAAAAGACAAGCAAACCCAAACUUAGCAUGCUCAAUGUUUGCAACACUGGAGAUAAAAUGGUGGAAUGCCAGCUGGAGACUCACAAUCACAAAAUGGUGACGUUCAAAUUCGAUCUGGAUGGAGAUGCACCGGAGGAGAUUGCCACUUACAUGGUGGACAAUGGCUUCAUCCUACUGUUAGAGAAGGAGAUCUUCAUUGACCAGCUGAAGGACAUCGUGGAUAAAGCGGAGGACAUGCUGAGUGAAGAUGUAGAAGGUGAAAGAGCAUCGACCUUGAGUUGUAGUCCUCCACAAUUCCAGAUGUCUGAGGGGUUAGUGGGAGAGAGUCCGCAGCCUGGAGCACCUCAGCCUGUCUAUCAGCAGAAUGUUCUUCACACUGGGAAAAGAUGGUUCAUAAUCUGCCCUGUAGAGGAGACCCCCACAUCCAGCCAGGAGACCCCGUCUGACGGCACGGCAACGCAGUCUCCUGGGAGUUCAACCACUACCCAGCCUGCAGACUGCAGUGGCACUGCCAGGCCUUCCAGAGAAGACGGCUCCUCUUCUACAAUGUCCGGAGGAAGUGGAGGCUUCUCCUAUGACGUGUAUGGAUUCUGUAGUCCCCCAAUCAUGUCCAACACUGACCCACUUCUUUUCGCCACUCUGUCCCCUCCUGUGUCUGCUCCCCCGACCCUCCAGUCCGUAUCAUCAGUGGAGCCUGCUGGCAGCUCUGUGCCGCCCAGUGUGCAUCAGGCCCAGCCAGCAAGGGCUCAGAAUGUGCGCCCAUCAUCCCCACAUGCGUCUUUCCCAGUCCAUGAGUCACAAGGAUCCCCUCUAGGACCCGUCUCCCCGAUCCAUGCCGCUCGGCAGAUGCCUGACAUGAUGAGUCCUGUUUCUAUAGCUGAGGAGGUGCCCUGCUGCCCUCUGGUCAUGCCACUUUCUCUGGAUGUGAGCGGUUCACAGGGUGGGUCUCCCCUGACCCCACUUCCUCUCCAGGAGCCAGAUUCAGCCAAAGAGCCGCUGUCUGUCUCCUAUGCCUCAGCGGCACGAAGCGAGCGACCGCAGCAGCCUGUGGUGCUCCACCAGCCUUAUUCCAGCAUGGGAGGGACCAAAGUGUCCUCACUACCCCAGAGCCCAGCGCCAUCCCAGCACGGUGGAGGGCCCGGCGAGUCAGAAGGCGAAGGACGGCUCGGCCGCGGGGGCUUUGUGGACAGCACCAUAAAAACACUGGACGAGAAACUAAGGAACUUGCUAUACCAGGAAUAUGCCCCCAUGUACCCAUCAGGCAGUGCUGCAGAGACACCAGGCUCCUGCACCGAGUACAUCCAGUCUCCUCCUGGUCCAGACAGCGCCAUGGGAGGGUCGGGAAACAGCACGCCAGGGCCGAUGGGGGAGGGACGCUACAGGACAGGGGAACAACUGCCUCAGAUUCCAGAGAGAAUGGACAGUUUGAGCACACUGAGUGACUCAGCCGUGUGUGCUUCCAUGUCAAGAAGACACGUUCCUCACUCUGUCUCCUGCUCUGGAGCCAGAGGUCGAUUUAAGAUCAUGCCAGUUCCUCCUGAAGUGGCAAACAGACGAGAUGUGAAACAAAGGAGCUGGAGCAGCGCUGCCUCACCAGCACACCCAGUUACAUACAGACAGGACCAUGUUCAGGCUGAGGCCAUGGUCACCUCCACCACAAUCGGCCGUUUCUCUGUGGUUAGCACCGAAGACGACCUCACACAGAGUACACGCUUCAGCCGCUACUCUGCUCCGCCUGAUUUCUACCUGGACACGCCUCCUUCCAUGGCAAAGCGCGGCUCCCUGCCUCGUGCCCUGACCUCACCCUCCGUCCCUGUGGACGUCACUGUCCAUGCUCGCUUCCUCUCCUCGGACUCGGGGGCCGAGAGUAGCCCUGCGAAGCUGGCCCCUGCCACCCCAUCUCAGCGGACUCGCUCAGAGCGCAGAGGAAGUGACCUCAUGAAGAGGGCGGUGGCCUUCCUCCGUCGCUCAGGGCGCAGCAGCAGUGUGCAGAGCUCCGACUCACCGAGUAGGCAUGGAGGCGUGCAUGGCUCAGCCUGUGGCAGCAGCGAUAAUGACUCAGAGAUGGAUGACUCAGACAUGAAGAGGGAACUGCAGAGACUCAGGGAGAAACACCUAAGGGAGAUCUCUGAGCUGCAGGCCCAUCAGAGGGGAGAGGUGGAACUGCUCUAUAACCGGCUGGGCAAAGCGGCUCCUCCUGGCCUGGGUCUGUCUCACACUGCACCGCAUAACGGCCGUAGAAAGAGGUCGAGCAGGCACAAGCUGAAGCCUGGCAAACUUCUCAGCCCUCUGGUGCAACAGUUUAGAAAUGUCACAACAAAAAGUAGUGACUCCAGCAGAUCUGCUGCUGCUGCUGCUGCAGGCAUAGGUGAGCCUACACUGAGUUUAAAUGGCUCUCCAGCCAAAGGGUCUCUCCCCUCACAAGGCCGGGCACGGUCGUGCACGAGCCACAUUCCCAGCUCGACCUCAGAACCUGUGCAGACUCAGCAGCCUUGCUCCCUCAAGGGCUCUUUGUCUUCAGAUAAUAUUUACGCUGGACUACACGGAGACGGUACCAGCACACAAGUUCCACCUGCACAAGGCUGGUCUAAUUACCCUCAACCAUCUGAGAGAGUCACCUAUAAAUCCAGUAGCAAGCCAAGAGCUAGAUUUCUCAGUGGGCCUGUGUCUUUGUCUAUCUGGACAACACUGAAGAGACUGUGUAUUGGGAAGGACCGCGGCAGCAGGUCUGCAGCCGGAGCGGGCACCUUCAAUCAAUCCCAGCAGCUGCCUGCCGGUGCCACCCCUCCACCUCCUCCUCAUCAGCCGGUGAUGGGACUGGCCCAGGCCCAGGCGAAUAACAGCAACAACAAGACAGGCACAUACACGGGCACCUCUACGAGUGAAAAAGACCUGCCUGAAGACUUGCAGAGGCUGAUGGACGACUGGGCCCAGGAGGUUCUUAUCGUCACCCACAGGCCGCGAACCAACUCUCUGAGCAUCAGCGGGCAGCAGCUGUGGGAGCAGGUUGUGCAUCGAACACACAGACAACUGGCUAGUGCUUCAUAUGUAUCGUCCUGGACAGGACUUGGUCCAGAGGCCUGCACUCGGUCCCUGACAUGGCCGGACAGCCCCAGGUCAACGAUGACAACCAGCCCCUCCACACGGCCCCAUCCCAGCUAUCAGCUGCACUCUCCCGCUCCGUUCAGGGCCUUGUCCUCCUUCCCUCUUCCUUCAGGAGUUUUUGUCUUUCCUGUUGUGCCCUCAGCCCAGGACGCGCCCAGCCCCACUGCAGCUCCAUCAUAUCAGCCGCCCGACCCCAAAGCCAGGACUCUUUAA